GAUGCAGGCAAUUGCUGUAGUGACAUGCCACUGCCUCAACCAACUAAGAUACUUCAUUGAUCAAUUUUCACACUGUUUAGUAGCACCUCGUUGGAAAUCCCCAUCACUCAUAAAAUACCUGGGCUAGAGUCUCACCCUUGUGUAACAACAAGACAAUUAUAAGAUGACAGAAAAGGAAGAAUAAGUUAGUUUGAAAUAAAUUGUGUGAAAGUGAUAUUCAUAAUUCAUGCAUACUAUACCUACUAUGCUACUUAUACUACCCUCAGGGCAGCAUUUCCUUUCCAUACUAUAGCACAAGAUGUGAAAAGAUGUUGCAACUUUUGAAAAGACACCUUUUUGGUUGAAAAGAUGUUGAAAAGAAGCCUUUUUGGUUGAAAAGAUGUUGAAAAGAUGUAUUUCUGGUUGAAAAGAUGUUGAAAAGAUGUAUUUCUGGUUGAAAAGUGUUUUUUUUUCAAUGUGUUCUGCUCACCAGGAGCACACUGAUCACACUGUGAUGGAGCUGAAUGCUGAUUAAGUGUCAUUUAUGACCACAUGGUAAACAGCCGCAUGAAAAGAGGAAGCAGAUAAAGUUGAGGCUACAGACAGAACAGAUCUGGCUUGAGUCUUGACAUUUCCUCACACACCAUAACUUCUUGGAAAUAGGACUACCGAAUUCACUGAAAACUUAAGAGGAGACUAGGGGACCUGUCCUCCUGCGCUCCCCAGGAAACAUGCUUAUCUUCUGGAUGUCUUGUGGAUCACUUCUCCCUCUCCUGGUCCUCUGCUAUAAUGGAAAAGACCACUGCACAAUCCAGGAGAACAAACAAUAUCAUGUGUCCCCUGUGCUUGAGUCCCUGCGCUGCUACAAUGACUAUAGCUCCUACGUCCGCUGCAGCUGGGAAGAGAGUCCACACGCUUCCUCACAAGCCCUGUUAGCCCUAUACUACUGGGACGACACUGAGAACCGUGAGUCCCUGUGUAAACCCUAUGGUCAGCCAGCAUUGAAUGCCAACAACGGCAAGCUCACCGCCCAGUGUCAGUACAACACUCGUGACUUUGGCAUCAAUACCAACCAUGUCUUCUUCUUCAACACCUCCUGUCCCCCUGCCCUGCUUCUGUCUAAGAAUUUGAGGGUGCGUCCACCAGUCCAUUUAUCACAGCAGCCUGUAGAGAGAGGGGGCCGUUUGCUCAGCUGGGAAAGCCCCUAUCCCCCAACGUCCCUCCUGACCCCCACUCUCAACUAUCAGGUCAACUACAGGAGGUCUAACCAGGAUGACUGGACAGCAGUGGAGGUUCAAGACACCCAGCUGAGUUUGGAGCCUGAAGCUCAGGUGCCUGGCUGCCAGUAUGAGGCCAAGGUUAGGGCAAAGGGGAAGACGGGACUGUGGAGUGAGUGGAGCUCUCUAGUGACCUGGAUGACUGAGGACGACCCUGUGCCAGGCCCCUCCAGUGCGCAGUGUGUGGUGGAUGACGAGAAAGUGGUGACAUGCAGCUGGGAGGUGAAGAGAGACCUGGCUCAGUUCCUUACCUUCCAUCUGUCCUGCAAACGCAACCACACUGCACCAGCCCAGAAAUGCUGUGUUAACACCAUGGUCAGCGCUCCGUCCAGGGGUCCAAUACUCAAAUACAGCUGCUCCUUCCCUGUCCCAGACUCAGAACAGCUAGAGGUGGAGAUCAUCCCCACAUGCAACAGCAAAACGUUUAAAACACAUAAAAACAUUCGUCCAAACCGUCCACUCCACGUGCAGAUAGAAGCGAGAGAUGGGGACUGGAUUCUAAAAUGGAAUCCGCCAAAAUCAAAUUUUGAAUUCACCUAUCAGGUGCACUACUGGAGUAAUGACACUCAGGAGGAUACUAGGUUCCUCAAUGUCUCCCAGGGGUCCCUCUCACUCUCCAUCCUGGGGGGGUCCCUGCGCCCCUCUGAGUGCUACCUGGUUAAGGUGAGAGCUCUGGUGGUCCCGGGAAGGGGUGAUACUUUCGAAGGACCCCCCUCAGAAUGGACCGACCCAGUGGAGUGGACCUCACAACCAGCUUCCUGGUCCAUCACCACCUUCCUCUACGUCUUCAUCAGUGUACUGGUGGCCAUUGUCUUCAUCACUCUCUAUGUUACCAUACCAGCCUGUCACAGGAGGCUAGUCUUGUGGGAGGUGUCUGUCCCGUCGCCCCUCAAGAGCAAGGCACUGGGAGAGGUCAUUAAGAAGUCUCCUGAUAGGUUGUUAUUUCCCGAGAGUGAGAGAAGUGAAAAUACCUACAUCUGCAGCGUACAGACACUGGAGAGCUUUAGCUGCUCUUCAGAUAAUCCAUUGUGGUUGACCCCAGAUGUAAAGGCCAAUGGACUGUUCCAUUCCAUUACCAAGGAGGAGUGGAAGAAGUAUGACCAAAACUAUUCCUCAAUACUUCUGUUGUCUGUGGACAGAUCUUGCCCUCCUGCUCUAGACUCAUCCGGAUUCAGCUUCAGUGGCCCUUACAUCUUGUGUGGUGACAGUUCACCGGCGCCGAGUGAGUUUCUGAGUCUGGAGCCUCCCUGUGAGGAGUCCGACAACACUCUCUCUAACUCUGACCCCUCUUCUCCCUCCUCCUCGGAGAGGUCUGCCCCAUCCCCCUUGGAGUCGAGUGAGGGCUAUGUGGCGAUGCCUCAGAUCAGUGCUGGCCUGUCCAGAUCAACAACGAACGACAGUAAGAACAUUGGUAACAACAACGGCAACAAUGUCGUCAUCAUGGCAUGGCCCAAGUCAGAGCUCCUCCCACCCCAACCUAGCUCUAUGUCCACCUGCUCACCACCCAGUGAGAAUGAAGACCCUCCUCCAGCGUACAGGCCCACCACCACCACCCCCUUCACCUUGCCCCCAGUGGACCCUACCCUACAUACCUCUGGGUACUGCUUCCUCCCGGCUCUACAGGCACUUGGGGGCUGGGGCCAUGUGCAGUCUUCUGGGCCACCUAAAGGGGGCAGUCAAGAGCAGCAGGCAGGGAGGAGAGAGAGGAGGCAGGAAGAGCAGUGCAAGGAGGAUCCCUAUGUCAGACUGUCCCAGCUAGCCACUUAGCUAACCCCAUCUAAUGCUGGAAUACAUGCUCAGGACAUGAGGGCCUCUAUAGGCCACUGUUCUCAAUAUUUGAUCCAUUCUAACACUAACACACCUGACUCAACUAAUCACAAGAGCUUGAUUAUUAGUUGGGCUAGUUCAAUCAGGUGUGUUAGUGUUGGAAUGGACCACGUGUAAAACUAGUGAUUUGUGGUCACCGAAGACUGGGUUGAGAUUGAGAAACACUUCUAUUUCUAGGAGGGAAAACUGUUGGCGCCUCAUACAUUAGCCUCCCUUGAUUACUCACAAUGCCCAGCAGAUGGCAGCACUGUACUUACUGUGUAUCUGUUGAACUCAGAGGUGGCCUAUGGAUUCUACUGUAAGGACUAACUACAAACACAGAAGCAUAGUGCAGUAAGCCAUUCCUCUCUGGGUGGUAAGGUGACUCAGGGCCAGAAUCCCAGGUUUCCACCACAUCACAUGGAUGGUACAUGUGUAACAGGGUGGCACUGUUGAGUUGGUGAGCGCAGCCUUAUGCCUCUGUCAGUGCCGGUGGCUGUUCCUGUCGUUCUACAGCAGGGGUCGGCCCACGGGCUGCAAAGUGUUGUGUUACAGAAUCAAAUCAAAUGUAAUUUGUCACAAGCUCCGUAAACAACAGGUGUAGACUUACAGUGAAAUGCUUAAUUUACAGGCCCUUCCCAACAAUGCAGAGAGAAAAAUAUAGAAAGAAAAUAACACGAGUAAUAAAUACACAAUGAGUAAUGAUAACUUGACUAUAUACACAGGGUACCAGCACUGAGUUGAUGUGCAAGGGUAUGAGGUAAUUGAGGUAGAUAUGUACAUAUAUGUAGGGGUAAAGUGACAAGGCAACAGGAUAGAUAAUAAAUAGUAGCAACAGUGUUAGUGCAAAGAGGGUGAAUGCAGAUAGUCUGGUUAGCUAUUUGGUUAACUAUUUAGUAGUCUUAUGGCUUGGGGGUAGAAGCUGUUCAGGGUCCUGUUGGUUCCAGACCUGGUGCAUUGGUACCGCUUGCCAUGCGGUAGCAGAGAGAACAGUCUGUGACUUGGGUGGAUGGUGUCUUUGACAAAUGUUUUCCUCUAACACCGCCUGGUAUAGAAGUCCUGGGUGGCAGGACCAUACACACUACCCUCUGUAGCGCCUUGCAGUCGGAUGCCAAGCAUUUGCCAUACCAAGCAGUGAUGCUACCAGUCAAGAUGCCUUUAAUGGUGCAUCUGUAGAACAUUGAGGAUCUGAUUUUUGAAAUUUUCAGCCUCCUGAGGGGGAAGAGGCAUUGUCGUACCUUCUUCACAAAUGUCUGGGUGGACAAUGUUUAUUCCUUAGUGAUGUGGAACUAAGGAACGUGAAGCUCUCAUCGCGCUCCACUACAGCCCCAUCGAUGUGGAUAGGGGUGUGCUCGGCCCUCCGUAUCCUGUAGUCCACGAUCAGCUCCUUUGUCUUGUUGAUGUUAAGAGAGAGGUUGUUGUCCUGGCACCACACUGCUAGAUCACUGACCUCCUCUCUAUAGGUGGUCUAAGCAGCCUUAAUGAUGGCGUUGGACUUGUGCGCAGCCAAGCAGUCGUGGGUGAACAGGGAGUACAGGAGGGGACUAAGCAUGCACCCCUGAGGGGCUCACAUGUUGAGGGUCAGCGUGGCAAACUUUUUGCUUCCUUGGUUAAACGUGAGGACACAUUUAAAAAAUCGAGGGGAAAGAUAUGACAGGGUGGAACUGUUGAGUUGAUGAAUGCAGCCUUGUGCCUCUGUUGAUUGUAAUUACGGGUGUGGCUUUCAGUAUUUAACAUGGCUGUUCUUGUUGUUCUACAUAGUCGCAUUACCAUGAGAAGGUUGGUAUGCGCAGGGAGGAUGGGAGUGGCAACAUUGGGCUAGUCCACAUUCUGAAGUAUAUCCGGGGAUUUUGUAAGUGUGUAUGGCAAGAGUACCCAUAUGCCAAUUUGACCCACUCUCCUUCUCCCCUUGGCAUUCCCUCGUGAGAGUAUUGUGCAACAUGUUCUGUGAACACGAGUAAUUGAUCUGAUCUGUGUUAUGCCAUAGCUCAGGCAUAUAUUGAAUAGAAUUGAGGAGUUGUCUGUCCCCUAAAGUUUUUUUUAUGUCCUGUGAUAGGGAAUCAGUACGAGCUAGAGCUUCCAAGGAACAUGUAUGCCUGGAGCUGAAGAUGAAAUUAUGGUGUCAAAUAUUUGUGGGUUGUUCACUAUACCUCUGCCUAUUAUUCCCAUGCUCCACUCCCUGAUGUUAGAGAACCUGUGUGUUUCAGAUUAGUCCCGAGGACCUCCCCUCGCGUAUAGAAAUGUGCCGUACUAUCGACUACAGGAAUAGGUAGAUAUAUGUAAAUCCCCUGUGUUACACAUCAGAAAAGGGCACACAGUAGUGAAGGCUGAGUCCCAAAUGCCUCCUUAUUCACUAUGUAGGGAAUAGGGUGCCAUUUGGGACUCAGACUUAGUGUAUACUCCUCUGAAAGGUUAUCAUAGCGGGGAUAGUUAGGAGAGACCGCGGAUGGUUGUAACACAGGACAGUUGUAACACUCUCAAUAUCUCUAAUCAGGAACAAGCUAGAAUCAUGUGACUCACUGUGCACUAUUUAUUGUGAAGAAGCAAGACCCUGUGAUAGACUGCCGAUUUUAUUGAAAAAAAUAUGAUUUUGAGGUAAGAAAUUAAACAAAUUGA
Molecule: messenger RNA, 5678 nt
Organism: Oncorhynchus mykiss (rainbow trout)
Lineage: Eukaryota; Metazoa; Chordata; Actinopteri; Salmoniformes; Salmonidae
Product: interleukin-3 receptor class 2 subunit beta
Biological process (GO): cytokine-mediated signaling pathway
Cellular component (GO): external side of plasma membrane
Molecular function (GO): cytokine receptor activity; protein binding
Source: RefSeq, a predicted model, not a curated record